AAUCUGGGCAACACAUGCUUCAUGAACGCCAUCCUGCAGUCUCUCAGGUAAGUCCCUCCGGUGAGCCAAGGCUCAUUAUGGUCCCUGUUGAGAACUCAGGUGACCUGUAUGGCUUAAGGCUCUGGCUCUGGCCUCAAUAUGGCCUGUGUUGUGUGGAUGGCCUACUGUCUGGCUCAGUGGGCUGUAGUCAUGGCCUACUGUCUGGCUCAGUGGGCUGUAGUCAUGGCCUACUGUCUGGCUCAGUGGGCUGUAGUCAUGGCCUACUGUCUGGCUCAGUGGGCUGUAGUCAUGGCCUACUGUCUGGCUCAGUGGGCUGUAGUCAUGGCCUCUGUCUGGCUCAGUGGAGCUGUAGUCAUGGCCUGCUGUCGUGGCUCAGUGGGCUGUAGUCAUGACCUACUGUCUGGCUCAGUGGGCUGUAGUCAUGGCCUACUGUCUGGCUCAGUGGGCUGUAGUCAUGACCUACUGUCUGGCUCAGUGGGCUGUAGUCAUGACCUACUGUCUGGCUCAGUGGGCUGUAGUCAUGGCCUACUGUCUGGGCUCAUGGGCUGUAGUCAUGGCCUACUGUCUGGCUCAGUGGCUGUAGUCAUGACCUACUGUCUGGCUCAGUGGGCUGUAGUCAUGGGCCUACGUCUGGCUCAUGGGCUGUAGUCAUGGCCUACUGUCUGGCUCAGUGGGCGCUAGUCAUGACCUACUGUCUGGGCCUCAUGUGGGCUGUAUCCUGGCCUACUGUCUGGCUCAGUGGGCUGUAGUCAUGGCCUACUGUCUGGCUCUGUGGUCUGUAGUCAUGGCCUACUGUCUGGCUCGUGGGCUGUAGUCAUGGCCUACUGUCUGGGCUCAGUGGGUCUGUAGUCAUGGCCUACUGUCUGGCUCAUGUGGUCUGUAGUCAUGGCCUACUGUCUGGCUCAGUGGGCUGUUAGUCAUGGCCUACUGUCUGGCUCAGUUGGGCUUGUAGUCAUGGACCUACCUGGUCUUGGCUCAGUGGUGGCUGUAGUCAUGGCCUACUGUCUGGCUCAGUGGGCUGUAGUCAUGGCCUACUGUCUGCUCAGUGGGCUGUAGUCAUGGGCCUACAUGUGGGCUGUAGUCAUGGCUAUCUGUCUGGCUCAGUGGGCUGUAGUCAUGGCCUACUGUCUGGCUCGUGGGCUGUAGUCAUGACCUACUGUCUGGCUCAGUGGGCUGUAGUUCAUGGCCUACUGUCUGGCUCAGUGGGCUGUAGUCAUGGCCUACUGUCUGGCUCAGUGGGCUGUAGUCAUGGCCUACUGUCUGGCUCAGUGGUCUGUAGUCAUGACCUACUGUCUGGCUCAGUGGGCUGUAGUCAUGACCAGUCUCUGGCUCAGUGGUCUGUAGUCAUGACCUACUGUCUGGCUCAGUGGUGUGUAGUCAUGACCAGUCUCUGGCUCAGUGGGCUGUAAUCAUGGCCUACUGUCUGGCUCAGUGGUCUGUAGUCAUGGCCAACUGUCUGGCUCAGUGGGCUGUAAUCAUGGCCUACUGUCUGGCUCAGUGGGCUGUAGUCAUGACCAGUCUCUGGCUCAGUGGGCUGUAGUCAUGACCAGUCUCUGGCUCAGUGGGCUGUAGUCAUGGCCAGUCUCUGGCUCAGUGGGCUGUAAUCAUGGCCUACUGUCUGGCUCAGUGGUCUGUAGUCAUGGCCAACUGUCUGGCUCAGUGGUCUGUAGUCAUGGCCAACUGUCUGGCUCAGUGGGCUGUAGUCAUGACCUACUGUCUGGCUCAGUGGGCUGUAGUCAUGACCUACUGUCUGGCUCAGUGGUCUGUAGUCAUGACCUACUGUCUGGCUCAGUGGUCUGUAGUCAUGACCUACUGUCUGGCUCAGUGGGCUGUAGUCAUGGCCUACUGUCUGGCUCAGUGGGCUGUAGUCAUGGCCUACUGUCUGGCUCAGUGGUCUGUAGUCAUGACCUACUGUCUGGCUCAGUGGUCUGUAGUCAUGACCUACUGUCUGGCUCAGUGGGCUGUAGUCAUGACCUACUGUCUGGCUCAGUGGUCUGUAGUCAUGACCUACUGUCUGGCUCAGUGGUCUGUAGUCAUGACCAGUCUCUGGCUCAGUGGUCUGUAGUCAUGAUCUACUGUCUGGCUCAGUGGUCUGUAGUCAUGACCAGUCUCUGGCUCAGUGGUCUGUAGUCAUGACCUACUGUCUGGCUCAGUGGUCUGUAGUCAUGACCAGUCUCUGGCUCAGUGGGCUGUAGUCAUGACCUACUGUCUGGCUCAGUGGGCUGUAGUCAUGGCCUACUGUCUGGCUCAGUGGUCUGUAGUCAUGACCAGUCUCUGGCUCAGUGGUCUGUAGUCAUGACCAGUCUCUGGCUCAGUGGUCUGUAGUCAUGGCCUACUGUCUGGCUCAGUGGGCUGUAGUCAUGACCAGUCUCUGGCUCAGUGGUCUGUAGUCAUGACCUACUGUCUGGCUCAGUGGUCUGUAGUCAUGACCUACUGUCUGGCUCAGUGGUCUGUAGUCAUGACCUACUGUCUGGCUCAGUGGGCUGUAGUCAUGGCCUACUGUCUGGCUCAGUGGUCUGUAGUCAUGACCUACUGUCUGGCUCAGUGGUCUGUAGUCAUGACCUACUGUCUGGCUCAGUGGGCUGUAGUCAUGACCAGUCUCUGGCUCAGUGGUCUGUAGUCAUGGCCAGUCUCUGGCUCAGUGGUCUGUAGUCAUGACCUACUGUCUGGCUCAGUGGUCUGUAGUCAUGGCCUACUGUCUGGCUCAGUGGGCUGUAGGACCCCUGGCUCAGUGUCUAUCAUGACCUACGUCUGGCUCAGUGGUCUGUAGUCAUGGACCUACUGUCUGGCUCAGUGGGCUGUAGUCAUGGCCUACUGUCUGGCUCAGUGGGCUGUAGUCAUGGCCUACUGUCUGCUCAGUGGGCUGUAGUCAUGGCCUACUGUCUGGCUCAGUGGGCUGUAGUCAUGGCCUACUGUCUGGCUCAGUGGGCUGUAGUCAUGGCCUACUGUCUGGCUCAGUGGGCUGUAGUCAUGGCCUACUGUCUGGCUCAGUGGGCUGUAGUCAUGGCCUACUGUCUGGCUCAGUGGGCUGUAGUCAUGGCCUACUGUCUGGCUCAGUGGGCUGUAGUCAUGGCCUACUGUCUGGCUCAGUGGGCUGUAGUCAUGGCCUACUGUCUGGCUCAGUGGGCUGUAGUCAUGGCCUACUGUCUGGCUCAGUGGGCUGUAGUCAUGGACCUACUGUCUGGCUCAGUGGGCUGUAGUCAUGGCCUACUGUCUGGCUCAGUGGGCUGUAGUCAUGGCCUACUGUCUGGCUCAGUGGGCUGUAGUCAUGACCAGGCGCAAUUAUUAAAAAAUGGAAGAAGUUCAAGAUGACGGUCAAUCACCCUCGGUCUGGGGCUCCAUGCAAGAUCUCACCUCGUGGGGCAUCAAUGAUCAUGAGGAAGGUGAGGGAUCAGCCCAGAACUACACGGCAGGACCUGGUCAAUGACCUGAAGAGAACUGGGACCACAGUCUCAAAGAAAACCAUUAGUAAACACACUACGCCGUCAUGGAUUAAAUCCUGCAGCGCACGCAAGGUCCCCCUGCUCAAGCCAGCGCAUGUCCAGGCCCGUCUGAACUUUGCCAAUGACCAUCUGGAUGAUCAAGAGGAGGAAUGGGAGAAGGUAAUGUGGUCUGAUGAGACAAAAAUAGAGCUUUUUGGUCUAAACUCCACUCGCCGUGUUUGGAGGAAGAAGAAGGAUAAGUACAACCCCAAGAACACCAUCCCAACCGUGAAGCAUGGAGGUGGAAACAUCAUUCUUUGGGGAUGCUUUUCUGCAAAGGGGACAGGACGACUGCACCGUAUUGAGGGGAGGAUGGAUGGGGCCAUGUAUCGCGAGAUCUUGGCCAACAACCUCCUUCCCUCAGUAAGAGCAUUGAAGAUGGGUCGUGGCUGGGUCUUCCAGCAUGACAACGACCCGAAACACACAGCCAGGGCAACUAAGGAGUGGCUCCGUAAGAUGCAUCUCAAGGUCCUGGAGUGGCCUAGCCAGUCUCCAGACCUGAACCCAAUAGAAAAUCUUUGGAGGGAGCUGAAAGUCUGUAUUGCCCAGCGACAGCCCCGAAACCUGAAGGAUCUGGAGAAGGUCUGUAUGGAGGAGUGGGCCAAAAUCCCUGCUGCAGUGUGUGCAAACCUGGUCAAGACCUACAGGAAACGUAUGAUCUCUGUAAUUGCAAAAAAAGGUUUCUGUACCAAAUAUUAAGUUCUGCUUUUCUGAUGUAUCAAAUAAUUAUGUCAUGCAAUAAAAUGCAAAUUAAUUACUUAAAAAUCAUACAAUGUGAUUUUCUGGAUUGUUGUUUUAGAUUCCGUCUCUCACAGUUGAAGUGUACCUAUGAUAAAAAUUACAGACCUCUACAUGCUUUGUAAGUAGGAAAACCUGCAAAAUCGGCAGUGCAUCAAAUACUUGUUCUCCCCACUGUAUAUAUACAGUGGGGGAAAAAAGUAUUUAGUCAGCCACCAAUUGUGCAAGUUCUCCCACUUAAAAAGAUGAGAGAGGCCUGUACUUUUCAUCAUAGGUACACAUCAACUAGGACAGACAAAUUGAGAAAAAAAAAUCCAGAAAAUCACAUUGUAGGAUUUUUUAUGAAUUUAUUUGCAAAUUAUGGUGGAAAAUAAGUAUUUGGUCACCUACAAACAAGCAAGAUUUCUGGCUCUCACAGACCUGUAACUUCUUCUUUAAGAGGCUCCUCUGUCCUCCACUCGUUACCUGUAUUAAUGGCACCUGUUUGAACUUGUUAUCAGUAUAAAAGACACCUGUCCACAACCUCAAACAGUCACACUCCAAACUCCACUAUGGCCAAGACCAAAGAGCUGUCAAAGGACACCAGAAACAAAAUUGUAGACCUGCACCAGGCUGGGAAGACUGAAUCUGCAAUAGGUAAGCAGCUUGGUUUGAAGAAAUCAACUGUGGGAGCAAUUAUUAGGAAUGGAAGACAUACAAGACCACUGAUAAUCUCCCUCGAUCUGGGGCUCCACGCAAGAUCUCACCCCGUGGGGUCAAAAUGAUCACAAGAACGGUGAGCAAAAAUCCCAGAACCACACGGGGGGACCUAGUGAAUGACCUGCAGAGAGCUGGGACCAAAGUAACAAAGCCUACCAUCAGUAACACACUACGCCGCCAGGGACUCAAAUCCUGCAGUGCCAGACGUGUCCCCCUGCUUAAGCCAGUACAUGUCCAGGCCCGUCUGAAGUUUUGCUAGAGUGCAUUUGGAUGAUCCAGAAGAGGAUUGGGAGAAUGUCAUAUGGUCAGAUGAAACCAAAAUAUAACUUUUUGGUAAAAACUCAACUUGUCGUGUUUGGAGGACAAAGAAUGCUGAGUUGCAUCCAAAGAACACCAUACCUACUGUGAAGCAUGGGGGUGGAAACAUCAUGCUUUGGGGCUGUUUUUCUGCAAAGGGACCAGGACGACUGAUCCGUGUAAAGGAAAGAAUGAAUGGGGCCAUGUAUCGUGAUAUUUUGAGUGAAAACCUCCUUCCAUCAGCAAGGGCAUUGAAGAUGAAACGUGGCUGGGUCUUUCAGCAUGACAAUGAUACCAAAUACUUAUUUUCCACCAUAGUUUGCAAAUAAAUUCAUAAAAAAUCCUACAAUGUGAUUUUCUGGGAAAAAAAACCUCAAUUUGUCUGUCAUAGUUGAUGUGUACCUAUGAUGAAAAUUACAGGCCUCUCUCAUCUUUUUAAGUGGGAGAACUUGCACAAUUGGUGGCUGACUAAAUUCUUUUUUCCCCCACUGUAUAUGUAUUCACUAACUGUAAGUCGCUCUGGAUAAGAGCGUCUGCUAAAUGACUAAAAUGUACAUGUAAAUGUAAAUGUAAGAAGCUGUGUUAAACUGUUAAGGUGAUAAGAAGCUGUUUCUAUUCCAGCAACAUCCAGCAGUUCAGCUGUUAUUUCAAGGAGCUGCCAGCGGUGGCGCUGCGGAGCGGGAAGACUGCAGGGCGGAGGAUGUACCACACCCGCAGCCAGGGAGACACCAGUGUGUAAGGUCUUACGUGUGUUUGCAGGGCCUGAAGCUAACUUUUUGGUCCACCAGCCAAAAUGUUACAAGCCAAAACAAAACAUUUACACAAAAAAAACAUAACAGUUGAGCAUGCUUUGUUUCUAAAACAAUAAAUGUAUUACUAUUAAAAAGUAAUAUUGCUCAAUUUCUUUUAACCAAAACAUCACAGAUGAGACAAAUGUUCAGCUGCCCCUUUAAGGGCUGGAAGUUACCGUGGUAACAGGGCCACUAGAGUCAUGUGCCUGUGUGAUUGAGUCCGACCAGCAGCUGUUCUCUUCCCUAGCAGUUGAUAUUCAGACGUUGAAAAGCAACCUAGCUUGUGAACAAAAUCUAAAUAGCCAAGAAACAUGAGGACAAAGUCUCACUUUUAGUAGACUUUCGUUUAGAUUAAAUUAGACCAAUUUUUAUGCCUGAAAAUGAAUCUCUCACUCAGCGCUUAACUCGGUGUGCGCAGCGCUUCUAAAAAUGAAUCUCUCACUCAGCGCUUAACUCCGUGUGCGCAGCCCCCAGCCAGACAGUGAUGCAGCGCCAGGUGGGAUAUAGUUAUUUGUGCGAUUCAUUUACCAGCUAUGAAACAAAAUGGCAGAAAUACUUUGAAAACCGCUACUGCAGCAUUUAUUUAGCUAUAAAUGUGAUCUUACUUCAUUAUUGUAUGAAACGCUCCCACUGUUGUCCCCUGAAAUGGACAUCUUACCCGCCAAUGCCAAAAUGUACCCGCAUGUGAGAGUCACAAAUACACCAUAUGGCUAGGCGGUAUGACCAAAUAUCAUAUCACGGUAUAAGAAAUAAAUAUUUCACAGUAAUUUACAGGCCUAUUUUAACCAAAUGUUGCAAUUGUGAUUUAGAGCAAAACUCUUGGGUGAACUGUUAGAAUCAUGGAAAUAGAAUGAUUGUUCUGCUUAUAAUAUAAUUGUUCUGCUUCUAUAGUUAGAAUAUAAUAGUGGCCAUUUUGAAUACAGUGUUUGACAUGACAACGAAUGAAAAUGCAAGGGAGGAUUUAUUGUGACACGGUAGGAACCAAAGUGUUGAUAAGCGUUUCUUAGGGGACCCUAUAACCUUUGGCUACAUUGAAUGUUUUCUCUUAGCUUUUUAAUGUAGCUAACAUAUUCUUGCUUGGCGUAUUUCUCUUUGAUUUAGAGGAUACUGUUGCACAAACAACAUGCUGAUUUAGGUCUACAUUUUCCAGAUAACAAAGACCUAAAGAGUCUGAGCUGAGUAGAAAGCAGCAUGGAGAGAGAUGAGGACAUUACAUACAGCGUAUCCCAUUUAACAAACCAAACAUCAAAAUACCUUUUUAUAGAAGGUAAAGUAAAACCCAAACCGCUCCGUGCAUCAAUACCAGUAUAUGGUAAAAUACGGUAUACCGCUCAGCCCUAAUACAACAGCAUUACUUUAAACAAAAACAACAACAAAUCCAAUAAAAAUACAUUACCAAGACUACCUUGGCGGGCCACAUAAAAUCAGCUUGCCGGCCAGAUUUGGCCCGCCAGCCGCCAGUUGAAGACCCUCUGGUUUAGAGUUAGUCAGCAGCUCAGAAGAUGUUUUAACUGAAGGAGUUGUGCUGUUGAAGGUGCCUGGUAUUGACAGUAGUCCUAUGUUUGUCUGUUGAAGGUGCCUGGUAUUGACAGUAGUCCUAUGUUUGUCUCUGUUUCCCAGGUCCUUGGUGAAGGAGUUGUGCUGUUGAAGGUGCCUGGUAUUGACAGUAGUCCUAUGUUUGUCUCUGUUUCCCAGGUCCUUGGUGGAGGAGUUGUGCUGUUGAAGGUGCCUGGUAUUGACAGUAGUCCUAUGUUUGUCUGUUGAAGGUGCCUGGUAUUGACAGUAGUCCUAUGUUUGUCUCUGUUUCCCAGGUCCUUGGUGGAGGUGUUGUGCUGUUGAAGGUGCCUGGUAUUGACAGUAGUCCUAUGUUUGUCUCUGUUUCCCAGGUCCUUGGUGGAGGUGUUGUGCUGUUGAAGGUGCCUGGUAUUGACAGUAGUCCUAUGUUUGUCUCUGUUUCCCAGGUCCUUGGUGGAGGAGUUGUGCUGUUGAAGGUGCCUGGUAUUGACAGUAGUCCUAUGUUUGUCUCUGUUUCCCAGGUCCUUGGUGGAGGAGUUGAGGAAGACCCUGUGUUAUCUGUGGCAUGGUGGCCCAACAGCCUUCAGCCCAGACUCUUUAUUCUACGUUAUCUGGAAAAUCAUGCCCAGCUUCAGGUACUUUGACAGACAUGUCUGCUCAAUUUGGUUUUUCCCCUCUGAUUUAAAGUUGGGAUCUGGGCCCGUAUCCAUAACGCAUCUCGGAGUAGGAGAACUGAUCUACGAUCAGUUUGGCCUUUCAGAUCAUAUGAUAUGAUUUUAAAUGGACAGGUUGGGUCCUGAUCCUAAAUCGACACUUACUCGGAGACUCUUUGUGGCAGUGUUGUAGUACUUGAGACCGAAAAUUGAGUGUCACGUCUCGAUGUCGGAUACAUUUUUAUUCUCGGACAUUGAGGACUCGUCAUUUCUUCCCGAGACCAGUGGAGUAAAAACCUCUUUCAGCUCCUAUUCAGUCAGCGCAAUAGUCAGCCAAAUACUCCUUUCAUGAUACAUCUUAUCGUCUAUUGAAAACCUGAGCGUCCUACUUGUAGCAUUACUGUCCUUUACUUUGGUUGAAAAAUAUCCUCAGACUUUGUCGCACUCGUCAGAACUUUGUGAAUUGGCUGGUAGGGAAGAGUGUCUUAUUACCUCUGUUGAGUCUUUAUCUACUAUAGAUCUGUUAGUGUCAUUUGCACUGGCUGUAUCUGCCCUCAGCAUGCGUUUUAUCACCGUUCUGAAUGUCUGAAGCAGCCUUAACGUAUGGGUCACAGACGUGUUAAACACAUCAUUAGGAGCUCAGUCAAAAUACAGUGCAUUCGGGAACUACAGAGGACCAUGUUCUACUAACUGAACUACAGAGGACCAUGUUCUACUAACUGAACUACAGAGGAUCAUGUUCUACUAACUGAACUACAGAGGACCAUGUUCUACUAACUGAACUACAGAGGACCAUGCUCUACUAACUGAACUACAGAGGACCAUGUUCUACCAACUGAACUACAGAGGACCAUGCUCUACUAACUGAACUACAGAGGACCAUGCUCUACUAACUGAACUACAGAGGACCAUGUUCUACUAACUGAACUACAGAGGACCAUGCUCUACUAACUGAACUACAGAGGACCAUGUUCUACUAACUGAACUACAGAGGACCAUGUUCUACUAACUGAACUACAGAGGACCAUGUUCUACUAACUGAACUACAGAGGACCAUGCUCUACUAACUGAACUACAGAGGACAAUGUUCUACUAACUGAACUACAGAGGACCAUGCUCUACCAACUGAACUACAGAGGACCAUGCUCUACUAACUGAACUACAGAGGACCAUGCUCUACUAACUACAGAGGACCAUGCUCUACUAACUGAACUACAGAGGACCAUGUUCUACUAACUGAACUACAGAGGACCAUGUUCUACUAACUGAACUACAGAGGACCAUGUUCUACCAACUGAAACUACAGAGGACCAUGCUCUACUAACUGAACUACAGAGGACCAUGCUCUACUAACUGAACUACAGAGGACCAUGUUCUACUAACUGAACUACAGAGGACCAUGCUCUACUAACUACAGAGGACCAUGCUCUACUAACUGAACUACAGAGGACCAUGCUCUACUAACUGAACUACAGAGGGACCAUGUUCUACCAACUGAACUACAGAGGACCAUGCUCUACUAACUGAACUACAGAGGACCAUGUUCUACUAACUGAACUACAGAGGACCAUGCUCUACUAACUACAGAGGACCAUGCUCUACUAACUGAACUACAGAGGACCAUGCUCUACUAACUGAACUACAGAGGACCAUGUUCUACUAACUGAACUACAGAGGACCAUGUUCUACCAACUGAACUACAGAGGACCAUGCUCUACUAACUGAACUACAGAGGACCAUGCUCUACUAACUGAACUACAGAGGACCAUGCUCUACUAACUGAACUACAGAGGACCAUGCUCUACUAACUGAACUACAGAGGACCAUGCUCUACUAACUGAAGUACAGAGCACCAUGUUCUACUAACUGAACUACAGAGGACCAUGCUCUACUAACUGAACUACAGAGGACCAUGUUCUACUAACUGAACUACAGAGGACCAUGCUCUACUAACUGAACUACAGAGGACCAUGUUCUACUAACUGAACUACAGAGGACCAUGUUCUACUAACUGAACUACAGAGGACCAUGCUCUACUAACUGAACUACAGAGGACAAUGUUCUACUAACUGAACUACAGAGGACCAUGCUCUACCAACUGAACUACAGAGGACCAUGCUCUACUAACUGAACUACAGAGGACCAUGCUCUACAAACUGAACUACAGAGGACCAUGCUCUACUAACUGAACUACAGAGGACCAUGUUCUACUAACUGAACUACAGAGGACCAUGUUCUACUAACUGAACUACAGAGGACCAUGUUCUACUAACUGAACUACAGAGGACCAUGCUCUACUAACUGAACUACAGAGGACCAUGCUCUACUAACUGAACUACAGAGGACCAUGCUCUACUAACUGAACUACAGAGGACCAUGCUCUACUAACUGAACUACAGAGCACCAUGUUCUACUAACCGAACUACAGAGGACCAUGUUCUACUAACUGAACUACAGAGGACCAUGUUCUACUAACUUUACUUCAGAGGACCAUGCUCUACUAACUGAACUACAGAGGACCAUGUUCUACUAACUGAACUACAGAGGACCAUGCUCUACUAACUGAACUACAGAGGAUCAUGCUCUACUAACUGAACUACAGAGGACCAUGUUCUACUAACUGAACUACAGAGGACCAUGUUCUACUAACUGAACUACAGAGGACCAUGUUCUACUAACUGAACUACAGAGGACCAUGUUCUACUAACUGAACUACAGAGGACCAUGCUCUACUAACUGAACUACAUAGGACCAUGCUCUAUUAACUGAACUACAGAGGACCGUGCUCUACUAACUGAACUACAUAGGACCAUGCUCUAUUAACUGAACUACAGAGGACCGUGCUCUACUAACUGAACUACAGAGGACCAUGUUCUACUAACUACAGAGGACCAUGUUCUACUAACUGAACUACAGAGGACCAUGCUCUACUAACUACAGAGGACCAUGCUCUACUAACUGAACUACAGAGGACCAUGUUCUACUAACUGAACUACAGAGGACCAUGUUUUACUAACUGAACUACAGAGGACCAUGCUCUACUAACUACAGAGGACCAUGCUCUACUAACUACAGAGGACCAUGCUCUACUAACUGAACUACAGAGGACUAUGCUCUACUAACUGAACUACAGAGGACCAUGCUCUACUAACUGAACUACAGAGGACCAUGCUCUACUAACUUCAGAGGACCAUGCUCUACUAACUGAACUACAGAGGACCAUGUUCUACUAACUGAACUACAGAGGACCAUGCUCUACUAACUGAACUACAGAGGACCAUGUUCUACUAACUGAACUACAGAGGACCAUGUUCUACUAACUGAACUACAGAGGACCAUGUUCUACUAACUGAACUACAGAGGACCAUGUUCUACUAACUGAACUAGAGAGGACCAUGUUCUACUAACUGAACUACAGAGGACCAUGUUCUACUAACUGAACUACAGAGGACCAUGUUCUACUAACUGAUCUACAGAGGACCAUGUUCUACUAACUGAACUACAGAGGACCAUGUUCUACUAACUGAACUACAGAGGACCAUGCUCUACUAACUGAACUACAGAGGACCAUGUUCUACUAACUGAACUACAGAGGACCAUGCUCUACUAACUACAGAGGACCAUGCUCUACUAACUGAACUACAGAGGACCAUGUUUUACUAACUGAACUACAGAGGACCAUGUUUUACUAACUGAACUACAGAGGACCAUGCUCUACUAACUACAGAGGACCAUGCUCUACUAACUACAGAGAACCAUGCUCUACUAACUGAACUACAGAGGACCAUGCUCUACUAACUGAACUACAGAGGACCAUGCUCUACUAACUGAACUACAGAGGACCAUGCUCUACUAACUGAACUACAGAGGACCAUGCUCUACUAACUGAACUACAGAGGACCAUGCUCUACUAACUGAACUACAGAGGACCAUGCUCUACUAACUGAACUACAGAGCACCAUGUUCUACUAACCGAACUACAGAGGACCAUGUUCUACUAACUGAACUACAGAGGACCAUGCUCUACUAACUUUACUUCAGAGGACCAUGCUCUACUAACUGAACUACAGAGGACCAUGUUCUACUAACUGAACUACAGAGGACCAUGCUCUACUAACUUUACUUCAGAGGACCAUGCUCUACUAACUGAACUACAGAGGACCAUGUUCUACUAACUGAACUACAGAGGACCAUGCUCUACUAACUGAACUACAGAGGACCAUGUUCUACUAACUGAACUACAGAGGACCAUGUUCUACUAACUGAACUAGAGAGGACCAUGUUCUACUAACUGAACUACAGAGGACCAUGUUCUACUAACUGAACUGCAGAGGACCAUGUUCUACUAACUGAUCUACAGAGGACCAUGUUCUACUAACUGAACUACAGAGGACCAUGUUCUACUAACUGAACUACAGAGGACCAUGCUCUACUAACUGAACUACAGAGGACCAUGCUCUACUAACUGAACUACAGAGGACCAUGCUCUACUAACUGAACUACAGAGGACCAUGCUCUACUAACUUGACUACAGAGGACCAUGCUCUACUAACUGAACUACAGAGGACCAUGCUCUACUAACUGAACUAGAGAGGACCAUGUUCUACUAACUGAACUACAGAGGACCAUGCUCUACUAACUGAACUACAGAGGACCAUGUUCUACUAACUGAACUACAGAGGACCAUGCUCUACUAACUGAGCUACAGAGGACCAUGUUCUACUAACUGAACUACAGAGGACCAUGUUCUACUAACUGAACUACAGAGGACCAUGUUCUACUAACUGAACUACAGAGGACCAUGUUCUACUAACUGAACUACAGAGGACCAUGUUCUACUAACUGAACUACAGAGGACCACUCAUUUUAAUGUAGAAUAGUAACCAGUUAUAGGUAACCAUUUCAUAAUGUGGGAUAACCAUUUCAUAACGUGGGGUAACCAUUUCAUAACGUGGGGUAACCAUUUCAUAACGUGGGGUAACCAUUUCAUAACGUGGGGUAACUAUUUCAUAACGUGGGGUAACCAUUUCAUAACGUGGGGUAACCAUUUCAUAACGUGGGGUAACCAUUUCAUAACGUGGGGUAACUAUUUCAUAACGUGGGGUAACCAUUUCAUAACGUGGGGUAACCAUUUCAUAACGUGGGGUAACCAUUUCAUAACGUGGGGUAAUCAUUUCAUAAUGUGGGGUAACCAUUUCAUAACGUGGGGUAACCAUUUCAUAACGUGGGGUAACCAUUUCAUAACGUGGGGUAACCAUUUCAUAACGUGGGGUAACCAUUUCAUAACGUGGGGUAACCAUUUCAUAACGUGGGGUAACCAUUUCAUAACGUGGGGUAACCAUUUCAUAACGUAGGGUAACCAUUUCAUAACGUGGGGUAACCCUUUCAUAACGUGGGGUAACCAUUUCAUAACGGGUACUUAAGUGGGGUAACCAUUUCAUAACGUGGGGUAACCAUUUCAUAACGUGGGGUAACCAUUCAUAUCGUGGGGUAACCAUUUCAUAUCGUGGGGUAACCAUUUCAUAACGUGGGGUAACCAUUUCAUAACGUGGGGUAACCCUUUUCAUAACGUGGGGUAACCCUUUCAUAACGUGGGGUAACCAUUUCAUAACGUGGGGGUAACCAUUUCAUAACGUGGGGGAACCAUUUCAUACGUGGGGUAACCAUUUCAUAUCGUGGGGUAACCAUUUCAUAUCGUGGGGUAACCAUUUCAUAACGUGGGGUAACCCUUUCAUAACGCGGGGUAACCCUUUCAUAACGUGGGGUAACCCUUUCAUAACGCGGGGUAACCCUUUCAUAACGCGGGGUAACCCUUUCAUAACGCGGGGUAACCCUUUCAUAACGCGGGGUAACCCUUUCAUAACGCGGGGUAACCCUUUCAUAACGCGGGGUAACCCUUUCAUAACGCAGGGUAACCCUUUCAUAACGCGGGGUAACCCUUUCAUAACGCGGGGUAACCAUUUCAUAACCUGGGGUAACCAUUUCAUAACGCGGGGUAACCAUUUCAUAACGUGGGGUAACCAUUUCAUAACGUGGGGUAACCAUUUCAUAACGUGGGGUAACCAUUUCAUAACGUGGGGUAACCAUUUCAUAACGUGGGGUAACCAUUUCAUGGUUGUGCAUCAGCAGUUUUUCUCUUGUCAGUCACUGCCAGUCAGUCCAUUAGCCAUGUCGGCUAACACUUUUUAAAUGAGUAAAUUGGUCUGAAACUUGUCUUGGUCUUGAAUCGGUCUUGCUUUAGGUGGUCUCGAACACCGCUGAUGCUAGACAUGUAACUCAGUGGCCUCUGAAAUGUCUGACACACAUAACACCAUGUUGAUGUGCUGACCCUGUGUCAUGUCUGACCGUUACAUUGAUGUCUUAAUCCUGUUACCCAGUAACCCUGUUGUGUCCUAACCCUGUUACAGUAACCCUGUUGUGUCCUAACCCUGUUGUGUAACCCUGUUGUGUCCUAACCCCGUUACAGUAACCCUGUUGUGUCCUAACCCUGUUGUGUAACCCUGUUGUGUCCUAACCCCGUUACAGUAACCCUGUUGUGUCCAAAACCCGUUGUGUUAACCUGUUGUGUCCUAACCUGUUGGUAACCUGUUGUGUGUCCUAACCCUGUUGUGUAACCUGUUGUGUCCAAACCCCCGUUACAGUAACCCUGUUGUGUCCUAACCCUGUUGUGUAACCCUGUUGUGUCUAACCCGUUACAAGUAACCAACCUGUUACAGAAACCCCUGUGUGCUAACCCUGUUGGAAAACCCUGUUGUGUCCUAACCCUGUUACAGUAACCCCGUUGUGUAACCCUGUUGUGUCCUAACCCUGUUACAGUAACCCUGUUGUGUCCUAACCCUGUUGCAGUAACCCUGUUGUGUCCUAACCCUGUUACAGUAACCCUGUUGUGUAACCCUGUUGUGUCCUCCCGGGUGCUAACCCGCAGUACUCUGGUUCCUCCCCGGUACCUGUUGGCCAAUCCCCGAAGUAACCGUUACAGACCCCUUUCCAAAACCCGGAAUGUUUGCCCAAAGUUUAACCCAGGCCAACCCUUUUGCCCCCCGUGGGUCCUCCCCUGGACGGGGUGAAACUACCCACCACAGGGGGCAAAUGCUGCAUGUAAGAUCACUUCCUUUCUACUCUGAUUAGAAAGUAGUGUCUGUCUGGUGUUUCCAUGUACAGGGGCCAUUGGCCGGCCAUUGCGUCUGGAUUUCAGGUAGAAUACAACAGUUGAGAAGCUGCACCCUGAAGUAUAUUUAACACAGCAGGUGGCUUAGGGGACAGACAAGGCCAUACUCAAACAUUUUACGAGGUGACAGUACAGAAUGUCACCUUUUAUUUUUAGGGUAUUUUCAUAUCUGUUUUACCGUUUAGAAAUGAAGUUACUUUGUUUUUAGUCCCCCCGAUUUAAACGUGUCUCUAAGUAUUUGGACAAAUUCACUUAGUGUAUUAAAGUAGUCAAAAGUUUAGUAUUUGGUCCCAUAUUCCUAGGACGCAAUGACUACAUCAGGCUUCUGACUCUGAAUGUCCUCUUUUUUUUAGGGAUUUCUUCUGUUUUUAAAAAAGAAGUUUUUUGGUUUUGCCCUCCUUUAUUUACCGUUUGGUUCCCUGUGUAAAGUGGUGUUUGAUUUUGGUCCCUUUCCUUGGAGAAUUGGUCUGGGUUUUUGGGGCCCUUUUUCUCUGUGGUGAGAGUUGGUGCUCUGCUCUUUAGGUACGCUUGUCUCUGUGGUGAGAGUUGGUGCUCUGCUCUUUAGGGACGCUUGUCUCUGUGGUGAGAGUUGGUGCUCUGCUCUUUAGGUACGCUUGUCUCUGUGGUGAGAGUUGGUGCUCUGCUCUUUAGGUACGCUUGUCUCUGUGGUGAGAGUUGGUGCUCUGCUCUUUAGGUACGCUUGUCUCUGUGGUGAGAGUUGGUGCUCUGCUCUUUAGGACGCUUGGGGUUCUGUGGUGAGAGUUGGUGCUCUGCUCUUUAGGUACGCUUGUCUCUUGGUGAGAGUUGGUGCUCUGCUCUUUAGGGACGCUUGUCUCUGGGUGAGAGUUGGUGGCUCUGCUCUUUAGGUACGCUUGUCUCUGUGGUGAGAGUUGGUGCUCUGCUCUUUAGGUACGCUUGUCUCUGUGGUGAGAUUUGGGUUUGCCCCGCUCUUUAGGUAGCUUGUCUCUGUGGGAGUUGGUGCUCGCUCUUUGGGGAGCUUGUCUCUGUGGUGAGAGUUGGUGCUUCCCUCUUUAGGUACGCUUGUCUCUGUGGUGAGAGUGGUGCUCGCUCUUUAGGUACCGUUGUCUCUGGUGAGAUUUGGUGCUCUGCUCUUUAGGUACGCUGUUCUGGUGAGAGUUGGUGCUCUGCUCUUAGGUACGCUUGUCUCUGGUGGGGAGUUGGUGUCGCUCUUUUAGGUACGCUUGUCUCUGGUGGAGAGUUGGUGCUCUGCUCUUUAGGGAUGCUUGUCUCUGUGGUGAGAGUUGGUGCUCUGCUCUUUAGGUACGCUUGUCUCUGUGGUGAGAGUUGGUGCUCCGCUCUUUAGGGAGGCUUGUCUCUGUGGUGAGAGUUGGUGCUCUGCUCUUUAGGUACGCUUGUCUCUGUGGUGAGAGUUGGUGCUCUGCUCUUUAGGGACGCUUGUCUCUGUGGUGAGAGUUGGUGCUCUGCUCUUUAGGUACGCUUGUCUCUGUGGUGAGAGUUGGUGCUCUGCUCUUUAGGCUACGCUUGUCUCUGGUGGUGAGAGUGGUGCUGCUCUUAGGGACGGGCUUGUGGUGGGUUGGUGUGCUUGCUUUAGGUCCGCUGUCUCGUGGUGAGAGUUGGUGCUCUGGCUCUUUAGGUAAGAUUUGUCUCUGUGGUGAGAGUUGGUGCUCUGCUCUUUAGGACGCUGUCUCUGGUGGUGGAGUGGUGCUAUGCUCUUUAGGGAUGCUUGUCCCUCUGGUUGUGAUGAGUUGUGGUGCUCUGUCUCUUUUAGGGUACGCUUUGGUUCUCUGUGGUGAGAGUUGGUGAUCCUGCUCUUUAGGGGACGCCUUGUCUCUGUGGUGGAGGUUGGUGCUCUGCCUCUUUAGGUUACGCUUGUCUCUGUGGUGAGAGUUGGUGCUCUGCUCUUUAGGUACGCUGUCUCGUGGUGAGAGUUGGUGCUUGUCUUUGGGAACGCUUGUCUCUGUGGUGAGAGUUGGUGCCUCUGCUCUUUAGGGAGUUUUUCUCUUGGUGAGAGUGGUGCUCUGCCUUUAGGACGUUGUCUCUGUGGUGGAGAGUUGGUGUCGCUUUUUGGGGAAAGCUGUCUCUGUGGUGAGAGUUGGUGCUUGCUCUUUAGGGAGGCUUGUCUCUGUGGUGAGAGUUGGUUGCUCUGCUCUUUAGGAAAGCUUGUCUCUGUGGUGAGAGUUGGUGCUCUGCUCUUUAGGCCCUACCGGGGAGGGUUGGUCUUUUUUUUGGGGGAUCCUUUUGUGAGAGUUGGGUGUUUUUAAAACGGCUGUCUUGGGUGGAUUGGGUUUUUUGGGAGUUGCUCGGGGGUGGAUGGUUGCUCUGUUGGGCUGUUUGUGUAGAGUGGUGCUGUUUUGGUCGCUGUUUGGGUGAUAGGGUGCUGGGCUUUGGGUAACAGGGCAGGGCUUGUAGAAUACAUUGUCAUCUGUGAGCUGUUGAAACAGGCACUGCUUAAAUUUGGGUUUUGUUGACGGUGCUAUUGGGGUUGGUAAAUGAUAGCCUGCUGAUUGGGUGUUUAGAAUGAUAAGCUGCGAUUGGGCGGGUUUUAGAAUGAUCAGGCUGCUGAUGGGCUUUUGUAGAAUGAUCAGGCUGCUGAUUGGGCUGUGUGUAGGGGGAAUGAUCAGGCUGCUGAUUGGGCUGUGUAGAAUGAUCAGGCUGCUGAUUGGGCUGUGUAGAAUGAUCCGGCUGCUGAUUGGGCUGUGUAGAAUGAUCAGCCGCUGUUUGGGGUGUGUAAGAAUGAUUCAUGCUGCUGAUUGGCUGUGUAGAAUGAUCAGGCUGUGAUUGGGCGUGUUUGUAGAAUGAUCAUGUUGCUGAUUGGGCUGUGUAGAAUGAUCAGGCUGCUGAUUGGGCUGGUAGAAUGAUCAGGCUGCUGAUUGGGCUGUUGUAGAAUGAUCCGGCUGCUGAUUGGGCUGUGUAGAAUGAUCAGGCUGCUGAUUGGGCUGUGUAGAAUGAUCAUGCUGCUGAUUGGGCUGUGUAGAAUGAUCAGGCUGCUGAUUGGGCUGUGUAGAAUGAUCAUGCUGCUGAUUGGGCUGUGUAGAAUGAUCAGGCUGCUGAUUGGGCUGUGUAGAAUGAUCAGGCUGUGUUUGGGCUGUGUUAGAAUGAUCCGGUCGACUUCGAUUGGGCUGUUGUGAAUGAUCAGGCUGCUGAUUGGGCUGGUAGAAUGAUCAUGCUGCUGAUUGGGCUGUGUAGAAUGAUCAGGCUCAAAUUGGGCGGAGAAUGAUCGCGCGAUUGGGCUGGGUAGAAGAUCAGGCUGCUGAGGGCUGUUUUAGAAUGAUCAGGCGCUGAUUGGCCGUGAAAUGAUGCCGCUGACGAGGGAGUGGGAAGACAGCUGCUGAUGGGCUUGUAGAAUACCGCGUUUGAGGGGGAGAAGAUCCGCUACUGAGGGCGUUAGAAUGAUCACUGUGAUUGGGCUUGUAGAAUGAUCACCUGCUGAUUGGGCUGUAAAUGAUAAAGGCGCGGCGGAGAUGACCGAAGCCGGCGAGAGAGGGGAAAAAGGACGUUUAAACAUCAGAAGAAAGGGAACAGACUACACGACACACUACACUACAAACGAAGACGAAAACGACAAACAUACGACGAACUACUAGGACGAACUAUCAACUAAGACACGACGACGACGACAAAAUAACGACGACUAGACUAAAAACGAAUACUACUACUAACUAUACAACCAAACUACUACUAGAUUAAUACGUACAACUAUAUACUACACACUACAUUUAACACCUAAUUACUAUUUACAUACUAAGUAAUACAUCCCAAAAGAAAAGUAUAUAAGAUAUACUACUACCUACUACGAUUGUACUACUAUUCUACUACUACUAUUCCCUACACUAAUACUGAAAUAUACUAUUCCUACUAUACUAAUACACAAAUUGUACUUACAUACUGACUACGUAUACUAACAACUACUAUACUACUCAAUACUAAUACUCACUAUAUAUAAUUUUAAUACUACCUACUUAAUAAUCUAUACUACUACUAACUAAACUAUAAUACUACAUUAUAUACUUCUACGUACUAUACUAAUACUACACUACUACAUACUACUCUAUUUACUACUACUAUACUACUACUACUAUACUACUAUUAUUUACUUUACUACAACUACUACUAAACUGCUGUACCAACUUGUGAGGACUGUUUGCUGAGGGGUACUCUGAAGUGUACUAUGUCCCCUGCCCUCCAGAUUGAAGUGUACUAUGUCCCUGCCCUCAGAUUGAACUGUAGUAUGUCCCCUGCCCCCCAGAAUCUGAAGUGUCUAUGUCCUGCCUCCAGAUCUGAAGUGAAUAUGUCCCCCUUUCCAAGAUCUGAAGGUACUAUGUCCCUGCCUCCAGAUCUGAAGUGUACUAUGUCCCCUCGCCCUCCAGAUCUGAAGUGUACUAUGUCCCUGCCCUCCAGAUCUGAAGUGUACUAUGUCCCCUGCCCCCCAGAUCUAAAGGGUUGUACUAUGUCCCCUGCCCUCCAGAUUGAAGUGUACUAUGUCCCCCUGCCCUCCAGAUUGAAGUGUACUAUGUCCCCGGGCCCUCCAGAUCUGAGUGUACUAUGUCCCCUCCCCCUCCAGAUCUGAAGUGUACUAGGGUCCCCUUGCCCUCCAGAUCUGAAGUGUACUAUGUCCCCUGCCCUCCAGAUCUGAAGUGUACUAUGUCCCCUGCCCUCCAGAUCUGAAGUGUACUAUGUCCCCUGCCCUCCAGAUCUGAAGUGUACUAUGUCCCCUGCCCUCCAGAUCUGAAGUGUACUAUGUCCCCUGCCUCCAAUUGAAGUGUACUAUGUCCCCUGCCUCCAGAUUGAAGUGUACUAUGUCCCCUGCCCUCCAGAUCUGAAGUUUUACUAUGUCCCUGCCCUCCAGAUCUGAAGUGUACUAUGUCCCCUGCCCUCCAGAUCUGAAGUGUACUAUGUCCCCUGCCCUCCAGAUCUGAAGUGUACUAUGUCCCCUGCCCUCCAGAUCUGAAGUGUACUAUGUCCCCUGCCCUCCAGAUCUGAAGUGUACUAUGUUGGUGUCUUUUCAGGAAAGGCAGUUCUACUGUGGUCACGUCUAUAUUUGGUGGUGUUCUGCAGAAUGAAGUCAACUGCCUGAUCUGUGGAACUGAGUCUAUAAAGUUUGACCCUUUCCUUGGUAAGUCACGUCCACUGUCAGUUCACCCAUGGCCUCGGUCAAUUCCAUUUCAAUUCAGUCAAAUCAGGAAGUAAACAGAAAAUUCUAAAUGUAUUUUUUCCCCACAAAUGUCCCCUGCCCUUCAGAUCUGUCCUUGGAUAUUCCCAGUCAGUUCAGACAGAAGAGAACCAAGGACCAAGAGCCUGGCCCUACCUGCACCUUACUAGGUGAGUUCUACUGUAGUUUUGGAGCUCCCUACCUGUACCUUACUAGGUGAGUUCUACUGUAGGGGUUGGAGCUCCCUACCUGAAACCUUACUAGGUGAGUUCUACUGUGGAGUUGGAGCUCCCUACCUGCACCUUACUGGGUUUGAGUUCUACGGGUAGUGUUGGAGCUCCCUACCUGUACCUUACUAGGUGAGUUCUACUGUAGAGUUGGAGCUCCUACCUGUACCUACUAGGUGAGUUCUACUGUAGUGUUGGAGCUCCCUACCUGCACCUUACUAGUGAGUUUACUGUAGAGUUGGGGGCUCCCUACCUUACCUUACUAGGUGAGUUCACUGUAGUUUUGGAGCUCCCUACCGCACCUUACUAGGUGAGUUCUACUGUAGAGUUGGAGCUCCCUACCUGUACCUACUGGGGUGAGUUCUAAUAGAGUGGAGCUCCCUACCUGCACCUUACUAGGUGAGUUCUACUGUGAUUUGGAGCUCCCUAACCUGUACCUACUAGGUGAGUUCUAAUAGAGUUGGAGCUCCCUACCUGCACCUUACUAGGUGAGUUCUACUGUAGAGUUGGAGCUCCCUACCUUACUAGGUGAGUUCUACUGUAGAGUUGGAGCUCCCUACCUUACUAGGUGAGUUCUACUGUAGAGUUGGAGCUCCCUACCUGUACCUUACUAGGUGAGUUCUAAUAGAGUUGGAGCUCCCUACCUGCACCUUACUAGGUGAGUUCUACUGUGAGUUGGAGCUCCCUACCGUCCCUUUUACUAGGUGAGUUCUAAUAGAGUUGGAAGCUCCCUACCGCACCUUAACUAGGUGAGUUCUACUGUAGAGUUGGAGCCCCCUACCUGCACCUUACUAGGUGAGUUCUACUGUAGGGGGGAGUCCCUACCUGCACCUUACUAGGUGAGUUCUACUGUAGUGUUGGAGCUCCCUCCCUGCACCUUACUAGGUGAGUUCUACUUAGAGUUGGAGCUCCCUACCUGUACCUUACUAGGUGAUUUCUACUGUAGGGGUUGGGGGCCCCCCUGUACCUUACUAGGUGAGUUCUACUGUAGAGUUGGAGCUCCCUACCUGUACCUUACAGGUGAGUUUUUUACUGUAGAUUUGGACUCCCUACCUGUACCUUAUAGGUGAGUUUUUACGGGUAGAGUUGGAGCCCCUACCUGCACCUUACUAGGUGAGUACUACUGUAGAGUUGGAGCUCCCUACCUGUUACCUUACUAGGUGAGUUCUACUGUAGAGUUGGGGGCUCCCAAACCUGUACCUUACUAGGUGAGUUCUACUGUAGAGUGGAGCUCCCUACCUGUACCUUACUAGGUGAGUUCUACUGUAGAGUUGGAGCCCUCAUACCUGCACCUAUAAGGGUGAGUUCUACUGUAGAGUUGGAGCUCCCUACCUGCAACCUUACUAGGGGGAAGUUCUACUGUAGUGUUGGAGCUCCCUACCUGCACCUUACAGGUGAGUUCUACUGUAGAUUUGGGAGCUCCCUACCUGCACCUUACUAGGUGAGUUCUACUGUGAGUUGGAGCUCCCUACCUGUACCUUACUAGGUGAGUUCUAAUAGAGUUGGAGCUCCCUACCUGCACCUUACUAGGUGAGUUCUACUGUAGAGUUGGAGCUCCCUACCUGCACCUUACUAGGUGAGUUCUACUGUAGAGUUGGAGCUCCCUACCUGACCUUACUAGGUGAGUUCAAUGUAGGGGUUGGAGCUCCCUACCUGUACCUUACUAGGUGAGUUCUACUGAAGAGUUGGAGCUCCCUACCUGUACCUUACUAGGUGAGUUCUACUGUAGAGUUGGAGCUCCCUACCUGCACCUUACUAGGUGAGUUCUACUGUAGUGUUGGAGCUCCCUACCUGCACCUUACUAGGUGAGUUCUACUGUAGUGUUGGAGCUCCCUACCUGCACCUUACUAGGGAGUUCUAUGUGAGUUGGAGCUCCCUCCUGUACCUUACUGGGUUUGAGUUCUACUGUAGUGUUGGAGCUCCCUACCUGCCCCUUUACUGGGGUUGAGUUUACUGUAGAGUUGGAGCUCCCUACCUGCACCUUACUAGGUGAGUUCUACUGUAGAGUUGGAGCUCCCUACCUGUACCUUACUAGGUGAGUUCUACUGUAGAGUUGGAGCUCCCUACCUGCACCUUACUAGGUGAGUUCUACUGUAGAGUUGGAGCUCCCUACCUGUACCUUACUAGGUGAGUUCAAGACUGUUGGAAAAGCAUUCCAGGUGAAGCUGGUUGAGAGAAUGCCAAGAGUGUGCAAAGCUGUCAUCAAGGGUGGCUAUUUUGAAGAACCUCAAAUAUAAAAUAUAUUUAGAUGUAACACUUUAUUGGUUAAUACAUGAUUCCAUAUGUGUUAUUUCAUAGUUUUGAUGCCUUCACAUUUAUUCUACAAUGUAGAAAAUAGUAAAAAAUAAUUAAAAACCCUUGAAUGGGUAGGUGUGUCCAUACUUUUGACUGGUUUUGUAUAUCUCUUAGUAAAGGGUUUGUAUGUAACAGCUACAGUGUCUUCAGAAAGUAUUCAGAUCCCUUGACUUGUUCACCUUUUGUUGUGUUAUAAAAUGGAGUACGUUACAGCCUGAAUUCAAAAUGGAGUAACGUCUCACCCAUCUACACACAGUAACGACAGUGAAAAGAUAGUUUUUAAAACAUGUUUAAAAAAAAUCAAAUGCAUAAAUAACUCAUUUACAUAAGUAUUCACACUCCUUAGUCAAUACGUGUUAGAAUCACCUUUGGCAGCGAUUACAGCUGUGAGUCUUUCUGGGUAAAAGCUUUGCACACCUGGAUUGUACAAUAUUUGCACAUUAUUCUUUAAUUAAUUCUUCAAGCUCUGUCAAGUUGGUUGUUGAUCAUUGCUAGACAGCCAUUUUCAAGUCUUGCUGUAGAUUUUCAAGCCGAUUUUAAGUCUAAACUGCAACUACGCCACUCGGGAACAUUUAAUGUAGUCUUGGUAAGCAACUCCAGUGUAUAUUUGGACUUGUGUUUUAGGUUCUUGUCCUGCUGAAAGGUGAAUUUGCCUCCCGGUGUCUUUUGGAAAGCAGACUGAACCAGGUUUUCCUCUAGGACUUUGCCUUUGCUUAGUUCUAUUCCAUUUAUUUUUAUCCUAGAAAACUUCCUAGUUCUUGCCGAUGACAAGCAUACCCAUAACAUGAUGCAGCCACCACCAUGCUUGAAAAUCUGAAGAGUGGUACUCAGUGAUGUUGUUGGAUUUGCCCUAAACAUAACUCUUUUUAUUCAGUACAUAAAGUGAAUUUCUUUGCCACAUUUUUUGCAGUAUUACUUAAGUGCCUUGUUGCAAACAGGAUGCAUGUUUUGGAAUAUUUUUUAUUCUGUAAGGCUCCCUUCUUUUCACUCUGUCAAUUGGGUUAGUAUUGUGGAGUAACUACAAUGUUGUUGAUCCAUCCUCAGUUUUCUCCUGUCACAGCCAUUAAACUCUGUAACUGUUUUAAAGUCACCAUCGGCCUCAUGGUGAAAUCCCUGAGUGGUUUCCUUCCUCUCUGGCAACUGAGUUAGGAAGGAUACCUGUAUCUUUGUAGUGACUGGGUGUAUUGAUACACCAUUCAAAGUGUAGUUCAUUGUCUGCUUUUUUUUGUUUUUACCCAUCUACCAAUAGGUGCCCUUUGUGGUUGAAUCUGUUUUGAAAUUGACUGCUCGUCUGAGGGACCUUACUGAUAAUUGUAUCUGUGGGGAACAGAGAUGAGGUAGUCAUUCAGAAAUCAUGUUAAACACUAUUAUUGCACACCGAGUGAGUCCAUGCAACUUAUUAUGUGACUUGUUAAGCACAUUUAUACUCCUGAACUUAUUUAGGCUUGUCAUAACAAAGGGGUUGAAUACUUAUUGACUCAAGACAUUUCAGCUUUUCAUUUUUAAUUAAUUUGUAAACAUUUCUAAAUGUUAUGCCAGUGAAACAGUCUCAUCUUUAUCCAUUUACAUUCAGGCUGUAACAAAAUGUGGAGAAAGUCAAGGGGUUUGAAUCCUUUCUGGUUGAGUUUAGGUUUGGUUUCCAUCUCUCUUCAUCAGACUGCCUGUGUAGCUUCACUGACCUGGAGGAGUUGGACCAGAGCGAGCUCUAUAUGUGCCCCAGGUGUAAGAAGAGACAGAAAUCCACCAAGAAGUUCUGGGUCCGGAAGCUGCCCAAGGUGUUGUGUCUGCACCUGAAGAGGUUCCACUGGACGUCCAACCUCAGGAACAAAGUAACCACCUAUGUAGAGUUCCCUCUACGGGGCCUGGACAUGAGGGGAUACUUACUACAGGUGACCCUUCAACCUAAGCUAACAUAUGGAAUUUAUUUUAAAUGGUCAUACCAAGGAGCAGUUUGAUUUAGAAUUUUAGGACCCCUUUAUGUAUCAAAAUAAUGUAUUACUGUGUCUAAGGUUUUGUCUGUAUCUAUAGUUGAGAUACAAGAAAAGCUAUUUAACCCCUUAUUUUUGUUGCCACAAACUACCUUCAUACUUCCAUAAUUUUUUUAAACCGGUACCGGUUACCUUCAGACAAAUUCCGUGACACUUGAAAAAAACGCGAACACCUUCCGCAGAUGCAAAAAAACAUAUCUGUAGCUUAAACUGACGGAUGUAGUUAUUAUGUUACUUCAACUGAACAAAAAUAUAAACGCAAAACGCAACCAUUUCUACGAUUGUACUGAGUUACAGUUCAUAGAAGGAACUCAGUCAAUUGAAAUAAAUUCAUUAGGCCCUAAUCUAUGGAUUUCACAUGACUGGGAAUACAGAUAUGCAUCUGUUGGUCACAGAUACCUUUUUAAUUUUUUUAGUCGGGCCGUGGAUUAGAAAACUCGACACAUCUCCUUCACAUGGAGUUGACUUUCUGCAAAAUUGUUUAAAACGAUGUUGGAGCCGGCUUAUGGUAGAGAAAUGAACAUUCAGUUCUCUGGCAACAGCUCUUGUGGACAUUCCUGCAGUCAGCAUGCCAAUUGCACACUCCCUCAAAACUUGAGACAUCUGUGGCCUUGUGUUGUGGGACAAAACUGCACAUUUUAGAGUGGCCUUUUAUUGUCCUCAACACAAGGUGCACCUGUGUAAUGAUCAUGCUGUUUAAUCAGCUUCUUGAUAUGCCACACCUGUCAGGUGGAUGGAUUAUCUUGGCAAAGGAGAAAUGCUCACUAACAGGGAUUUAAACACAUUUGUGCACACAAUUGAGAAAUAAGCUUUUUGUGAAUAUGGAAUUUAGCCAGGAGACCGGGGUUAACACCCCUACUCUUACAAUAAGUGUCAUGGGAUCUUUAGUGACCACAGAGAGUCAGGACACCUGUUUAACGUCCCAUCCGAAAGACGGCAACCUACACAGGGCAAUGUCCCCGAUCACUGCCCUGGGGAAUUGGGAUAUAAAAAUAUAUAUAUAUAAUUACAGCAGAGGAGAGGGUGCCUCCUACUGGCCCUCCAGCAGCAUCUGCUCUCCCAUCCAGGGACCGACCAGGACUGGCCCUCCAGCAGCAUCUGCUCUCCCAUCCAGGGACCGACCAGGACUGGCCCUCCAGCAGCAUCUGCUCUCCCAUCCAGGGACCGACCAGGACUGGCCCUCCAGCAGCAUCUGCUCUCCCAUCCAGGGACCGACCAGGACUGGCCCUCCAGCAGCAAUCUGCUCUCCCAUCCAGGGACCGACCAGGACUGACCCUCCAGCAGCAUCUGCUCUCCCAUCCAGGGGACCGACCAGGACUGGCCCUCCAGCAGCAUCUGCUCUCCCAUCCAGGGACCGACCAGGACUGACCCUCCAGCAGCAUCUGCUCUCCCAUCCAGGGACCGACCAGGACUGGCCCUCCAGCAGCAUCUGCUCUCCCAUCCAGGGACCGACCAGGACUGACCCUCCAGCAGCAUCUGCUCUCCCAUCCAGGGACCGACCAGGACUGACCCUCCAGCAGCAUCUGCUCUCCCAUCCAGGGACCGACCAGGACUGGCCCUCCAGCAGCAUCUGCUCUCCCAUCCAGGGACCGACCAGGACUGACCCUCCAGCAGCAUCUGCUCUCCCAUCCAGGGACCGACCAGGACUGACCCUCCAGCAGCAUCUGCUCUCCCAUCCAGGGACCGACCAGGACUGACCCUCCAGCAGCAUCUGCUCUCCCAUCCAGGGACCGACCAGGACUGACCCUCCAGCAGCAUCUGCUCUCCCAUCCAGGGACCGACCAGGACUGGCCCUCCAGCAGCAUCUGCUCUCCCAUCCAGGGACCGACCAGGACUGACCCUCCAGCAGCAUCUGCUCUCCCAUCCAGGGACCGACCAGGACUGGCCCUCCAGCAGCAUCUGCUCUCCCAUCCAGGGACCGACCAGGACUGGCCCUCCAGCAGCAUCUGCUCUCCCAUCCAGGGACCGACCAGGACUGACCCUACUUAGAGCAGCAUCUGCUCUCCCAUCCAGGGACCGACCAGGACUGACCCUACUUAGAGCAGCAUCUGCUCUCCCAUCCAGGGACCGACCAGGACUGACCCUCCAGCAGCAUCUGCUCUCCCAUCCAGGGACCGACCAGGACUGACCCUACUUAGAGCAGCAUCUGCUCUCCCAUCCAGGGACCGACCAGGACUGACCCUCCAGCAGCAUCUGCUCUCCCAUCCAGGGACCGACCAGGACUGACCCUACUUAGAGCAGCAUCUGCUCUCCCAUCCAGGGACCGACCAGGACUGACCCUACUUAGAGCAGCAUCUGCUCUCCCAUCCAGGGACCGACCAGGACUGGCCCUCCAGCAGCAUCUGCUCUCCCAUCCAGGGACCGACCAGGACUGACCCUACUUAGAGCAGCAUCUGCUCUCCCAUCCAGGGACCGACCAGGACUGGCCCUCCAGCAGCAUUACAUUUUACAUUUUACAUUUUAGUCAUUUAGCAGACGCUCUUAUCCAGAGCGACUUACAGUUAGUGAAUACAUAUUUUUUUUUUUUUUUUAUUUUUAUACUGGCCCCCCGUGGGAAUCGAACCCACAACCUUGGCGUUGCAAACGCCAUGCUCUAUCAACUGAGCUACAUCCCUGCCGGCCAUUCCCUCCCCUACCCUGGACGACGCUGGGCCAAUUGUGCGCCGCCCAUGAGUCUCCCGGUCGCGGCCGGCUGCGACAGAGCCUGGAUUCGAACCAGGAUCUCUAGUGGCACAGUUAGCACUGCGAUGCAGUGCCUUAGACCACUGCGCCACUCAGCAUCUGCUCUCCCAUCCAGGGACCGACCAGGACUGACCCUACUUAGAGCAGCAUCUGCUCUCCCAUCCAGGGACCGACCAGGACUGACCCUACUUAACUUCAGAGGCAAGCCAGCAGUGAUGCUGGGUGCUAUGCUGCUGACAAAGCCUUCAACCCUAAUCCCCUGACCCUAGGUAGAGUUGUUCCCUCUCCGUGGAGGGUUACGUACUAGAGAUGACCCCUGACCCUACGUACCAUCUCAGAGGACUGGACAUGAGGGUUACGUACUAGAGAUGACCCCUGACCCUACGUACCAUCUCAGAGGACUGGACAUGAGGGUUACGUACUAGAGAUGACCCCUGACCCUACGUACCAUCUCAGAGGACUGGACAUGAGGGUUACGUACUAGAGAUGACCCCUGACCCUACGUACCAUCUCAGAGGACUGGACAUGAGGGUUACUUACUAGAGAUGACCCCUGACCCUACGUACCAUCUCAGAGGACUGGACAUGAGGGUUACUUACUAGAGAUGACCCCUGACCCUACGUACCAUCUCAGAGGACUGGACAUGAGGGUUACGUACUAGAGAUGACCCCUGACCCUACGUACCAUCUCAGAGGACUGGACAUGAGGGUUACGUACUAGAGAUGACCCCUGACCCUACGUACCAUCUCAGAGGACUGGACAUGAGGGUUACGUACUAGAGAUGACCCCUGACCCUACGUACCAUCUCAGAGGACUGGACAUGUGAGGGUUACUUACUAGAGAUGACCCCUGACCCUACGUACCAUCUCAGAGGACUGGACAUGUGAGGGUUACGUACUAGAGAUGACCCCUGACCCUACGUACCAUCUCAGAGGACUGGACAUGAGGGUUACGUACUAGAGAUGACCCCUGACCCUACGUACCAUCUCAGAGGACUGGACAUGAGGGUUACGUACUAGAGAUGACCCCUGACCCUACGUACCAUCUCAGAGGACUGGACAUGAGGGUUACGUACUAGAGAUGACCCCUGACCCUACGUACCAUCUCAGAGGACUGGACAUGAGGGUUUACGUACUAGAGAUGACCCCUGACCCUACGUACCAUCUCAGAGGACUGGACAUGAGGGUUACUUACUAGAGAUGACCCCUGACCCUACGUACCAUCUCAGAGGACUGGACAUGAGGGUUACGUACUAGAGAUGACCCCUGACCCUACGUACCAUCUCAGAGGACUGGACAUGAGGGUUACUUACUAGAGAUGACCCCUGACCCUACGUACCAUCUCAGAGGACUGGACAUGAGGGUUACUUACUAGAGAUGACCCCUGACCCUACGUACCAUCUCAGAGGACUGGACAUGAGGGUUACGUACUAGAGAUGACCCCUGACCCUACGUACCAUCUCAGAGGACUGGACAUGAGGGUUACGUACUAGAGAUGACCCCUGACCCUACGUACCAUCUCAGAGGACUGGACAUGAGGGUUACGUACUAGAGAUGACCCCUGACCCUACGUACCAUCUCAGAGGACUGGACAUGAGGGUUACGUACUAGAGAUGACCCCUGACCCUACGUACCAUCUCAGAGGACUGGACAUGAGGGUUACGUACUAGAGAUGACCCCUGACCCUACGUACCAUCUCAGAGGACUGGACAUGAGGGUUACUUACUAGAGAUGACCCCUGACCCUACGUACCAUCUCAGAGGACUGGACAUGAGGGUUACGUACUAGAGAUGACCCCUGACCCUACGUACCAUCUCAGAGGACUGGACAUGAGGGUUACGUACUAGAGAUGACCCCUGACCCUACGUACCAUCUCAGAGGACUGGACAUGAGGGUUACUUACUAGAGAUGACCCCUGACCCUACGUACCAUCUCAGAGGACUGGACAUGAGGGUUACUUACUAGAGAUGACCCCUGACCCUACGUACCAUCUCAGAGGACUGGACAUGAGGGUUACGUACUAGAGAUGACCCCUGACCCUACGUACCAUCUCAGAGGACUGGACAUGUGAGGGUUACUUACUAGAGAUGACCCCUGACCCUACGUACCAUCUCAGAGGACUGGACAUGAGGGUUACGUACUAGAGAUGACCCCUGACCCUACGUACCAUCUCAGAGGACUGGACAUGUGAGGGUUACUUACUAGAGAUGACCCCUGACCCUACGUACCAUCUCAGAGGACUGGACAUGUGAGGGUGAGAUUCCAAACCCUAGGAAUCUAUUGAAAGUGAUUUUAAUUUGUCUGGGAAACGAGCCUCAAAAGCCUUAUUUCAAAGGCUCAAGGCUUUAGAUGAAUGUCUAGAGAAAUAUUCUGUUUUGUUGUGUUUGAGCAGCAGGAGAAGACGUUGCCUGACCGCUGGCUGUAUGACCUGGCAGCUGUGGUGGUGCAUCAUGGAUCAGGGUGAGUAGUGAUACACUCUCGCAACCGGAGGUCAUUGUAGGGUCACUGUAGGGCUGUUCACACAGGCAGCCCAAUUCUGAUCUUUUGACCACUUAUUAGUAUUUUGACCAAUCACAUCAGCUCAUUUUCAGUGCUUAUCUAAUUGGUCAAAAGACCAAUUAGUGAAAAAAGGAUCAGAAUUGGGCUGCCUGUGUAAAUGCAGCCAAUGUCGCGUGUACCUCAGUUGGUAGAGCAUGGCGCUUGCAACGCCAGGGUUGUGGGUUCAAUUCCCACGGGGGGCCAAAAUUUAUGCACUCACUAACUGUAAGUCGCUCUGGAUAAGAGCGUCUGCUAAAUGACUAAAAUGUUUUUCAAGUACACCACUCAGUUAACCCAGUUGGCCACUAGGUGGUGGUAUUGCAUUGUUGUGCCUGCCUGAUGAGCCAACUGAAUGUGUCCCAGUUAAUGUUACAGGGUUAAAUAGCUGAUCAUUACAUGAAGGCAGCCAGCAGGGUCAUGUUCAUUAGGGCAAAACGUUUUGAAACAGAAAAUUAGCAUAGCUUUACUUAAGUCUCCCGAGUGGCGCAGCGGUCUAAGGCACUGCAUCUCAGUGCUUGAGGCGUCACUACAGACCCCCUGGUUCGAUUCCAGGCUGUAUCACAACCGGCCGUGAUUGGGAGUCCCAUAGGGCGGCGCACAAUUGGCCCAGCGUCGUCCGGGUUUGGCCGGUGUAGGCCGUCAUUGUAAAUAAUAAUUUGUUCUUAACAGACUUUCCUAGUAAAAUAAAGGUAAAAUAAAAAGUCAAUUUAAGUCCAGGUAGUCCGUAGGGCUGGGAAUUGCCAGGGAUCUCACGAUACGAUGAUAUCACGAUACUAAGAUGCCGAUAAGUAUUGCGAUUCUCACGAUUUUAUAUGCAUUGUGAUUUGAUACUGUGAUUUUAUUGUGUUUCGAUGUUUUUAUUGCUCACCAUAUGUCUGCUGCAGAGGGACGAGAGCGCCAUCGGAAAAUGAGUUUUGAUCAGUCAUGGAAAUAAAAGUGCUGUAAACACAUUUGCUUCCUAUUUAAAAAGAAGAUGGAGAACAAACUUUAAAGGACAAAUACUGCAGUUUUGUUGCAGGUACAGCCAACUAGCGCCAAAAUAAUAUUGCAAUAUUGUCGAUAUGAUAUAUUGUAAAAAAUAAUAUCCCGAUAUGUAACUUUAGUGACCAACCCCCCCCUCCAUGACUAGUAGGUCUGUCCCCGUUUCACUCUGCCUAGUAGGUCUGUCCCCGUUUCACUCUGACUAGUAGGUCUGUCCCCUUUUCACUCGGACUAGUAGGUCUGUCCCCGUUUCACUCUGACUAGUAGGUCUGUCCCCUUUUCACUCGGACUAGUAGGUCUGUCCCCGUUUCACUCGGACUAGUAGGUCUGUCCCCUUUUCACUCGGACUAGUAGGUCUGUCCCCGUUUCACUCUGCCUAGUAGGUCUGUCCCCGUUUCACUCUGACUAGUAGGUCUGUCCCCUUUUCACUCGGACUAGUCGGUCUGUCCCGUUUCACUCGGACUAGUAGGUCUGUCCCCGUUUCACUCUGAUAGUAGGUCUGUCCCCGUUUCACUCUGACUAGUAGGUCUGUCCCCGUUUCACUCGGACUAGUAGGUCUGUCCCCGUUUCACUCUGACUAGUAGGUCUGUCCCCGUUUCACUCGGACUAGUAGGUCUGUCCCCGUUUCACUCGGACUAGUAGGUCUGUCCCCGUUUCACUCUGACUAGUAGGUCUGUCCCCGUUUCACUCGGACUAGUAGGUCUGUCCCCGUUUCACUCGGACUAGUAGGUCUGUCCCCGUUUCACUCUGACUAGUAGGUCUGUCCCCGUUUCACUCUGACUAGUAGGUCUGUCCCCGUUUCACUCGGACUACAUUUUAGUCAUUUAGCAGACGCUCUUAUCCAGAGCGACAUACAGUUAGUGAAUACAUAUUAUUAUAUAUAUAUAUAUUUUUUUUUAUACUGGCCCCCCGUGGGAAUCGAACCCACAACCCUGGCAUUGCAAACGCCAUGCUCUAUCAACUGGGCUACAUCCCUGCCGGCCAUUCCCUCCCCUACCCUGGACGACGCUGGGCCAAUUGUGCGCCGCCCAUGAGUCUCCCGGUCGCGGCCGGCUGCGACAGAGCCUGGAUUCGAACCAGGAUCUCUAGUGGCACAGCUAGCACUGCAAUGCAGUGCCUUAGACCACUGCGCCACUCAGGAGACACUGAGUUUCACUCUGACUAGUAGGUCUGUCCCCGUUUCACUCUGCUUUCUUCCAUUUAGUGCCUUAUUCAAAUAUGGUUUAAUUGUGUUGGCAGGGUUGGAUCGGGACAUUACACAGCGUACGGCAGACGGGACGAUCGCUGGUACCACUUCAACGACAGCACAGUGACACUAACGGAGGAGGAGACGGUGGUUAAAGCCAAGGCUUACAUUCUGUUCUACACAGAGAGACCCGACCAAACUACACCUGAGACUGACACCAGGCUUUAACCUGACCUAACCCCAGACUAGUCCUCCCUCGUCUUCACCAGGAUAACAUACCUCUUCCUCGCAGCCUGCAUCAUGUCUUUAAAGCAGCUUUCGUCAAUAUGAGUUUGAUGUUAAGUCCAUGAUUUAAGUAUUUUUGUGUAUGGGACAUUGAUUUCAUCAGAAUUUCUUUAAAACCAAAUUGCUGCUUGAUAUUUGAUGAGUUCUGUAUGAUUUUACUUUGUCCCAAAUGGCAACCUAUUUCCUAUGUAGUGCACAUUGGGCCACAACCGAAUGUUCUGCCUUGUUUAUCUUCACGUAACAUUCCUCCAUGAAGGUGACCGUGUCCCGGUGGUGGACAUGACCGUGUCCCGGU
Coregonus sp. 'balchen' is the source of this 32950-nucleotide messenger RNA. The record is from the annotation of a GenBank genome assembly. NCBI's taxonomy places the organism in Eukaryota, Metazoa, Chordata, Actinopteri, Salmoniformes, Salmonidae.